This is a messenger RNA of Mesocricetus auratus (golden hamster), 2933 nucleotides long. It is a transcript of the gene Slc39a12, whose product is annotated as solute carrier family 39 member 12. Gene Ontology annotation, cellular component: membrane. The record is from RefSeq and is a predicted model, not a curated record. The transcript is spliced from 15 exons. Gene Ontology annotation, molecular function: zinc ion transmembrane transporter activity. Lineage: Eukaryota; Metazoa; Chordata; Mammalia; Rodentia; Cricetidae. Bases 412 to 2484 code for a protein of 690 amino acids. Gene Ontology annotation, biological process: intracellular zinc ion homeostasis; zinc ion import across plasma membrane.
AGAGCAAGAAUGUCCUGAAGUGGGGUGAGCAGGACACCCUCCACAUCUUGCUCCUCAAGGGGACCCCUGUUUAGACAAGUCUUCCAAAGAAAACCAGCCCUGGCUAAAAAUAUUGCAACUUGUGACAUACCUUGAAACAGAGGAUUCCUUACCCACAGAGAUGGUGAGCCCUCUCCAUAGCAACUAGAAAUGUCCCUGGGCUGAAAUAAUCCUCUCCAGCUCCCAGAGCACAGUCAAGGAAUUUUAAAAACAGAACUUUGGAACCAGAAAAUGCUCUCAGAGAUUUAAAGGCCCAGGGAGCUCAAGAUAAAUAACCAUCUCUCUUUCUAGAGAAAUUCCUUCGGUUGGUUCUAAGUUCUCCUGUGCUGUAGCUCCCACCCCAGGUUAACUCAAGCCAAAGGAAGGGUGGACAUGUGCUUCGGGACAAGUCUCUCAGUGUUGACGGUGCUACAGCUGUCCUGCCUCGUCAGCCUUGUUUUCUCUACUGAGACUGACAAAGCCCUCACUCAGGAUAACAGCAGCGCUGGGAGUCAAGGCCUGCUAGAAGUCCUGAGGGUCCUCUCUGCUGGUGACCACCAGUCCCUCCACCAUCCACGAAGUCUCAUGAAAAUUCUGUUUGAGAAGACUAGGUGUCCACAGAGGGCAAAUGGGAUGCAAGGAGACUGCAAGCUGUGUUUGGAACCAGAUGCGCUGUUACUAACAGCUGGUGGAGAUUUCGAGGAUGAGCUUAGAGAUGAGGUGGUCCAGAGAGUUUCUCUCCUCCUCCUCUAUUACAUCAUUCACCAGGAAGAGAUCUGUUCAUCAAAGCUCAACAUGAACAACAGAGAGUAUGCAUUUUACCUGCAUAGCUUACUGGGCCUCAGGCACGAUGAAGACUCCGAUUUCCUUUCACAGAAGGAGACUGAUGACAUCUUGACUCUCACCAGGCAGUACUUUGGCAUUUCCAGUAGCCAGUGUAUGGAAACUAAGACGCUACAGCAGAAAUCUGGUAUUCAGGGCAACAAUGGUGCUGAUGGAAAGACACUUCCUCAGCUGGCAGCAACCAUCAUCGCCCUGUCUCUCCAAGGAGUUUGCCUCGGGAGGGCAGACUUGCCUUCCCCAGAUGACUUUACAGACUAUAUUUUCAGUGUCUUGAAUGCUACCAAUUCCCUCUACCUAUCUGAACUAGACCAACUCCUCAACAUACUCUCUACCAGAAGGGCCUGUGCCAAAAAGGAUCCCCUCCAUCGAUACCAAAGGAAACAAAAUGCGACAAUACAUAGUCGGGGAGACCCUAAGACAUCUAUAACAAUGGAGAAAGAGUCCAAUGACCAUUCUGUUUCCUGGGAUCAGGCUUGCUUCUCUGCUAGGCAGCUGGUGGAGAUAUUUCUACAGAACCAUAGUAGUCCAUCCAUUUCUAAGGAGGACUUCAAGCAGCUAAGUCCAGGGAUCAUCCAGCAACUACUCAGCUGCUCUUGCCAAAUGCCUAAGGACCAGCAAGCAAAGCCUUCACCCACCACUCUGGAGAAAUAUGGCUACAGCACGGUGGCUGUGACAUUCCUGACGUUGGGCUCUAUGCUUGGGACGGCGCUGGUCCUUUUUCACAGCUGUGAGGAGAACUACAGUCUUAUUUUACAGCUGUUCGUGGGCUUGGCUGUGGGCACCCUCUCUGGGGAUGCUCUGCUCCAUCUCAUUCCUCAGGUUCUUGGUUUACAUAAGCAGGAAGCCCCAGAGCUUGGACAUUUCCAUGAAAGCCAAGGUCCUAUUUGGAAGCUGUUGGGAUUGCUUGGAGGCAUCCAUGGGUUUUUCUUGAUAGAAAAAUGUUUUAUUCUUCUUGUAUCACCAAAUACUGAGGGCCAGCCGUUGGCUAAUGGACAUGUAGGACAUGCCCACCACCUUUCACUCAACCCUGAAUUAAACGACCAGUCAGGUGGAGGCAAGUCUAUUUCAACGAUCCAGCUGAAAGGCCCAGAAGAUUCACAGACUGCUGAGCUCCCCAUUGGUGAUGUGGCAACCUCCAACAGAAAAUGCAAAACUAUCAGCUUAUUGGCAAUCAUGAUACUGGUUGGGGAUAGCCUGCACAAUUUUGCAGAUGGCCUUGUAAUAGGGACAGCCUUCUCAUCUUCACUGGAGUCUGGAGUGACCACAACAAUUGCUAUUUUGUGUCAUGAAAUUCCCCAUGAAAUGGGAGAUUUUGCUGUACUCUUAAGUUCGGGACUCUCGGUCAGAACUGCCAUCCUGAUGAAUUUUGUAAGUGCCCUGACCGCCUUCAUAGGACUGUAUAUUGGUCUCUCAGUGUCUGCUGAUCCACGCGUCCAAGACUGGAUCUUAACAGUGACGGCUGGGAUGUUCUUAUAUUUAUCCUUGGUGGAGAUGCUUCCCGGAAUGACUCAUGUUCAAACACAACGACCCUGGAUGACGUUUCUCCUGCAGAACGUUGGAUUGAUCCUGGGCUGGCUCUCCCUUUUGCUCUUAGCUGUAUAUGAACAGAAUAUUAGAGUAUAAGUUAGGAUUCUCCAUUGUCUUCCAAAAUAUAUUGAUCUGGUCAUUCUCACUUCUUCCGUGUUCUCUAUGCUGAUCACUAAGUUCUGUAUUUUUAUUUUAGGCAAAAGUGUGUCUUUUAACUUAUUAAUUAUAUAUUGUAGUUUUUCAGAAAUAUAUAAAGAUGAGUUUGUCUUGUACUGAAGUGUUUAUUUUUGUUUAUGACACUGUGAUGGACCACAGUAAUGGUUGGUGUUAGUAAAUUCUGAAUUCUAGUCAACUGCAAAAAUACUUCCCUACAAAGAAUGUUUAUUUGUUGUAUUUGAAACAGACAGGUGCCUGUGGGGAUAGAAAUCAGCUGCAAUAGUUUUGUGGUUUUUAUGUUGAUAAUACUUUUUUAUGUGAUUUAUAAACUAUAAGCAAAUAGGAUAAUAGAAAUGUAAUAAAGGCUCAUUUUAAUGUGCUGAUUUCAA